Pezoporus occidentalis (night parrot) is the source of this 5305-nucleotide messenger RNA. It is a transcript of the gene MCF2L, whose product is annotated as MCF.2 cell line derived transforming sequence like. Lineage: Eukaryota; Metazoa; Chordata; Aves; Psittaciformes; Psittacidae. The record is from RefSeq and is a predicted model, not a curated record. Gene Ontology annotation, biological process: intracellular signal transduction; positive regulation of Rho protein signal transduction. The coding region runs from base 1712 to 5281 and encodes 1189 amino acids. Gene Ontology annotation, molecular function: protein binding; guanyl-nucleotide exchange factor activity. The transcript is spliced from 32 exons. Gene Ontology annotation, cellular component: cytoplasm.
UUCCUUCCUUUUAAUUCCUGUAUUACUUACAUAACCUUGGUAGGCCUUUGAUUCAGGAUGAAUCAGUAUGCAGUGGUCCACCUGCAUAGUACAAUGAUUUUGGAAAACAAAUGGUAUUUGUAUGAAAUGCAUCAAUUCUUAUUUAUUUCGAUACUUUCCUUGAUCAUCACAUUUCAAGAUUGUCACAUUUGCCUGUGAUUGCAUGUUUUAAGUUGAGCAUUUUGCAGCUAAACUUGUAAUGAUUCUCCUCUGUUAACAAGGUAUAUUCAAACUUGUAUUUGGAAAUCAGUUAUUUAAUAUUUACAUCAGUGUGACUUACCUGCUUUCAGUGUAAUAAUUGGUACACCAUAUUUCAAAACAUUUCUUCAUUUUGAUGUCUGUAAUGGUGUAUAUUGGGGUUGUGGCUGAUCUGUGGCCUUACAGGACAUAGUUAAACAGAACUGAGAGGAAAAUGUUGACUGCCAAGUAAAGCAGCAUUAUCAGUUUCCUCUCUCCUGCAUUGAAAGAGACGGGGAACAGACAGUGUAGGGUUUCCUGAUAUGUUUUAAGAAAGCCUGGGAUUCAUUUCCCCUCCCUUCCUUCCUAUUAGUAGUUUGUUAACUCCCAGGAAGAUUCAGGUUUUUCUUUGCAAGACCUUUCUGCUUGCAUAUUCUGGAAACAGAUUUGCCUUUGAGGAGCUCGAUCCUCACUUCCGUAAAAGUGCAGGGGGAAGAAGAGGAGAUGGAUUGAUGGUGAGAGUCUGACUUAGCACAAACAAACUGUGGAGGAGUUUCUAAUGGAAAACACUGUAGUCAAAACAGUAUUUUCUUCUAAUUUGCUGGCAUCAGCAUAGCCCUGGCCCCUGAGGAAUACAGGAUCCUUUAGACUCAGAAGUAGGAAAUGCAGCAAGUGAGAUUCUGCCUUCGGAGCGCCAAGUUGUGAACUCCUGAGCAAGAUCGUAAACUUAUAAGACAGACAUUCAACUUUCCCUUCUUCAGGAGAAACCUCGGAUAUCUCUUUGCAGCAACUGAUCAUCCCUCGCAUUAAGGAGAAGGAUGCAAACAUGGAGGUGUAACCAGCUACUUGGGAUGAGCAGUGGCUUUGUAGUGCCGUGCAUGGCUGGAGUGCACUAACAAACUGGAUGUUCUGUGGGGGCUUUUUUUUUCUUCACCAGGAGCAGCACAGGACUGCCAGUUUGGCUACACUAAUUUUGGAUGAAACAUUGAAAACCAGAUGGUUUCAUGCUUUUUUUUUUAAAAAAAAAAACAACCUUCAUUUGCCAUGUCUGAUCUGCCUACAUGAGAAGCCAUGCCUCGUUUAUUCAUACUAGUCACACCGAAAGCAGGCUGAAAGCUGUGGCAAGAUGUCCCGUCGUCUGCUGGGUGCAGAAUGCUAGAAACUAAGAGGGUCUUACAGCUUCCUGUAGAAACUACUUCAGCAUUUUCAGUCCGCUAACAACCACUGAUUUUUCUUUUUUUCUGUCUAGUAAAACCUAGGUAUUGGUUUCUGAGGGAAAGCACAUACAGUACAAAUAACCUCAUUGCACCUAUUUCCAGCUCUUUAAAUCUGUACCCUAUUUUUAUCUCUUUUGGUAGCGUUUGAAUUUCACAAAUUUUAUGUUCCAUUGACAUUUAAAAACAAAAUCAGAGUAUCUUUCAGUGUGUUGGAAGAGUGUAAUUCUGAAGAGCUGGUUUUUUUGUUUCCUUUGGUGAAGAUACAGGGAUACGCAUCCAUGUCUCAACGUCGCCUUUUAAGGGAAGGACAUGAAAGUCAUUUUAGGACCCUACCAAGAUUCAUCCAAAUCUUCCAUGGCAGACGACACUCACGAAAUAACCCAAGACAAAUAUGCUCUGAUGAAAUCAUGCAUCAGGAUAUCAUUCCCCUCUAUGCUGCAGAUAUUCAGGACCAGUUAAAGAAACAAUUUGCUUACCUGUCAGGUGGAAGAGGGGGAGAUGGAUGCCCUGUUAUAACCUUUCCGGACUAUCCAGCUUUCAGUGAGAUCCCUGAAAAGGAGUUCCAGAAUGUCCUGGCCUACCUGACAAGCAUCCCAAGUUUACGAGAUGCUGGAAUUGGAUUUAUUCUUGUCAUAGAUCGCAGACAGGACAAAUGGACCUCUGUGAAAGCUUCUAUUCUGCGAAUAACAGCAUCUUUCCCGGGAAACCUGCAACUAGUCCUCGUUCUGCGCCCAACAGGGUUUUUUCAUCGAGCUCUCUCGGACAUUGCUUUCAAAUUCAACAAAGAUGAGUUUAAAAUGAAAGUACCUAUCAUAAUGCUGGGCUCAGUAUCAGAACUGCAGAGUUACAUUGAUAAAACACAAUUAACAGAAGAUCUUGGUGGCACCCUGGAUUACUGCCAUAACAGAUGGCUGUCCCGUCGCACUGCUAUAGAAGGUUUUGCCCAAAAGGUUAAGCAAACAGCUCAGAUUCUUCAGUCCUUUGGGACUGAACUGGCUGAAACAGAGCUACCAAAUGAUGUGCAAUCAACCAGCUCCCUUCUUGCAACACACACAGAAAAGAAGGACAAAAUGAAGGAGGAUAUCAGGUUAGCAGUAGAACAGGGAGAUGACAUCCUCGGAAGUAUUACAAAACCAGUUACUGAGAAUCCUGAAUACAAACUGAAUCAAGAUCAGCUAGACAAUCAAACUACAGUAGAAAGGCUUCUGGCUCAAUUACAAGAAACGGAGACUGCCUUUGAUGAGUUUUGGAUUAAGCAUCAGCAGAAACUUGAGCAGUGUCUGCACCUUCGGAAUUUUGAACAGAAUUUCAGAGAGGUCAAAGCAGCUUUAGAUACUGUGUCCGAGAGACUGUCUGCUUUCAGAGAUGUGGGAAACAGCUGUUCACAUGUGGAACAUAUUUUGAAAGAUCUUGCCAGCUAUGAAGAAAAAUCAUGUGAAACUGUAGCAAAAGCCAGAAUGCUAGCUUCAGAGGGUGAUGCUUUUAUUCAAAGCAAUCAUUAUGCUGUGGACUCCAUUAUUCCAAAGUGCAGUGAACUUCAUCAGCUCUGUGAUGCCUUCACUACUGAGCUAGAACGGAGGAGGAAUCUUCUUAACAAAUCUCUAGAACUGCAUGGCUUACUAGAAAAGUCUAUGAAGUGGUGUGAUGAAGGAAUUUAUCUGCUGGCUUCUCAGCCAGUAGAUAAGUGUCAGUCUCAGGAUGGUGCAGAAUCAGCAUUACAGGAGAUUGAGAAGUUCCUAGACACUGGUGCAAGCAACAAAAUCAAGGAGUUGAAUAAAAUUUACAGAGAGUAUGCACACAUCCUCAAUGAAGACCUAAAGGAGCAUGUGCAAAAGGUUUUCCAGAAGCAAGAAAGUAUGGAAGAAAUGUUUCAAAAGAGACAAGUAAGUCUUAAGAAACUGGCAGCUAAGCAGACACGUCCUGUUCAGCCAGUUGCACCAAGACCUGAAGCCUUUGUAAAAUCUCCUUGCACCUCUCCAGGUCUUCAAAGGGAAUACGUAUCCAAUUCAGAAAGUAGUGCACUUCGGAGGGUAAAUUACAGAAGAGGAAAGAGUGAAAUGACUGAACUCCAUCAAAGCAGAGGAGGAUCUACAAUGGAUGAUGAAGAAAACCUAGCUGUGUUACGGCAGCAUGUAAUGAAUGAACUUAUUGAGACUGAACGAGCAUAUGUGGAAGAACUUCUCUGUGUUCUUGAGGGUUAUGCUGCAGAGAUGGACAACCCCUUAAUGGCUCAUCUCAUUUCACCAGAACUCCAGAAUAAGAAGGACAUCUUGUUUGGGAACAUGGAAGAAAUUUAUCACUUUCACAACAGAAUAUUCUUGAGAGAACUAGAAAACUAUGUCGAAUACCCAGAACUAGUAGGACGAUGCUUUCUGGAUCAGAUGGAAGAUUUCCAGAUUUAUGAAAAAUACUGUCAAAAUAAGCCUCGGUCUGAAAGUCUGUGGAGGCAGUUUUCAGAUUCUGUGUUCUUUCAAGAAUGUCAAAGGAAACUUGACCACAAGCUCAGUUUGGACUCAUACUUGCUGAAACCUGUUCAAAGAAUAACCAAAUACCAAUUAUUGCUAAAGGAAAUGCUGAAGUACAGCAAAAACUGUGAAGGUGCUGAAGAUCUUCAGGAGGCAUUAACUUCUAUACUGGGUAUUCUCAAAGCAGUUAAUGAUUCUAUGCACCAGAUAGCUAUUACAGGCUACGAUGGUAACCUGAAUGAGCUAGGCAAGCUUUUAAUGCAGGGAUCCUUCAAUGUCUGGACUGAUCAUAAAAAGGGUCACUCGAAGGUGAAAGAUUUGGCACGCUUCAAGCCAAUGCAGCGACAUCUCUUCCUCCAUGAGAAAGCAGUGUUGUUCUGUAAAAAGCGAGAAGAAAACGGAGAAGGAUAUGAGAAAGCACCUUCUUAUAGCUACAAACACUCCUUAAAUAUGGCAGCAGUUGGAAUAACAGAAAAUGUCAAAGGUGAUGCAAAAAAAUUUGAAAUCUGGUAUAAUGCAAGGGAAGAAGUUUACAUUAUACAGGCACCAACACCUGAAGUUAAAGCUACUUGGGUAAAUGAAAUAAGAAAAGUGCUGACGAGUCAACUGCAGGCAUGCAGAGAAGCUAGUCAGCACAGGACACUAGAACAAACACAAAGUUUACCUCUACCAGCAUCAUCUUGUACAAGUCCUUCAAGGAACCACAUCAGAAACACCAAAAAAACGGAGGAGAGAAAAGCUGAUCUUGCAAGUCUAGAAAGUUUUGGCACCACAGUAGCACCAAAGUACCCUGAGAAAGGCAAAGAAACUCCAUCUGCUUCUGUUAAAAGCCAGGCAUUGCCAAUGAUCCUUCUUACAGGACCAGCUUCUCCUACCAGUCCUGACAAAAAAGCUAAACGGCAUGAAGUAGUGAGUGACCCAACUCCUUUUGGUUUAAGAGGUUGGGCUAAAACAUCUCAUUCUCUUGAUGCAUCUGAAGAAAAUGAUGGCUGGUCUAGUGCUGAAGAUCCGCUGAAUUCAUCGGAUGCGGAGGAAGAAGGAGGAGGAGGGGGGGGAGGCGAGAUGAAGCUGACUCCUGGCAAAUAUACAGUUGUGACUGAUUAUGAGAAAGGAGUUUCUGAAGAAUUUACAGUGAAAAGUGGAGAUCUAGUUCAACUGAUUCGUGAAGGGGAGGAUGGACUCUGGUAUAUGAAGAACCUGAGCACUGGUAGAGAAGGUUGGAUUCCAGCAAACAACCUGCUGAUGCUCAUAGGCAAUUCCAAAUCAGCUCAGUCUUUAAGCAGCUCUGAAUCAGGCACUGCCUCCAGCACUUUGAGCACAUCGUCAAGUUGCAGUGAUAGCUGCAAUGCCAGCUGCACCAGCUUCUCAGACAUUAAGGGCUAACAUUAAAUUUCCACCCCACCUUAA